This is a messenger RNA of Aureobasidium subglaciale EXF-2481, 918 nucleotides long. RefSeq lists its product as uncharacterized. Lineage: Eukaryota; Fungi; Ascomycota; Dothideomycetes; Dothideales; Saccotheciaceae. The record is from RefSeq and is a predicted model, not a curated record. The transcript has a single exon. The coding region runs from base 162 to 683 and encodes 173 amino acids.
GAAUGAAUAACAGAAGGAGCGAACAAUAAGAGAAGGAAAAUGCAGGAACCAGCCAGUAGAUACAAAGCAGUAAGUCACAUCUCGACCUACCCAAGUCUUUGAUACCUUGUCAACUUUGUGUGACUGCUACGCGCCCAAGUCCAUGUCAAAGCCCGUGCCACAUGUUGUGCGCUUCGCGUUUUGCGUACGCGCCAAUCAUGGCAACAACAGCCAAUUCCAAGUGUCGCACACUUCGUAGCCGGCCUCGGUGCAUCAAGCGACACAUACCCAGUCAGAAUGUGGUUGUGGAUUUGGUAGGCGUCUACCGAAACCCAAAGCCGACGGGCGAUUGGUCGGUCACGAAUAGUUUGCAGCUACCACCGCGAACGCGAUCGACAGAUUGUUUAUGUACUGUCAGUCACGAUAUAAUCGAGGGACAUGGAUUUGCUAGGAUUGUCAUUCGAAAUGUACAGCGAGAAGAGAAUCAGAUCGUCAACGGAAAUGAAAAGCGCAAUCUUGGGACUUUGGUCAGGGCAAAAGCUCGGCUCAUCGGCGCGUGUGUAAACAACUGUCCCCUUCCAUCCUCCUCCUUCCCGCAUACCUGUUCAUACUCGAGCAUGGUUCUCUCCAGCCUUGCGCGAUUUCUAACAUGGUUAUUGGAGCGGCGCUGGUACUGUCGAGAUCCGAAUCAUGUUCUGUGCUGAUCUGGCGUAACACGGCAAACAAACGAGGAUACUGGCCGGAUGCACAAGUCACCAUCGGAACCAACCACGAUUCUGGAAGAAAUGGAAGAUUGACCCAACGAGCCCCUCGCUUUUCCGACCAGAACCGAGUAUACAAGAUUCAAUAUUCACUAAAUCGCAAGUCGUUACAAAUAGGUAGCCUCGCAGCCUCAGACCUCUUCGACGUCCAUGAAAUCAGGCUAUGCUGGGACAGACU